AUACAUUCUCACAACAUUUUUGUUUUUCAUUUUCCUCUCUUCUUAAACUCCAGACUACUUUCAGAACAGACGAUUUGCCUUAUUUUCUCUCUCUUUCUCACUUUCUUUUUUAUUAUUAUUAAAUAAUAUUAUUUUAGCGUUGUGGGAUGAAAUGUCCGGUUAAAUCGACGCCCCUCGAGGGGAAAAAGUUCUCCAGUCCAACCUGACAACACUGCGUCUAGCGCCUUCGGUCUGGUGUUUCCUUCUUUCUUCGGUUUUCCUCCCGAAUAUCCUUCCAGAUCCCCCUCGCUUGUUAAGGGGACCGGAAAACUCUCAGACCUCAGAACUUGUUAAAUGUUAAGACCUUCGAAAGAUUGAAAGUGACGGACGACAUCUGAAAAGCACCCAGCCGAAUAAACAAUCCCUCAACACGAUAUUAACGAUUUUUGAAAGGAUUAUUCAUCUGAUUAUCCUUCAGAUGAAUAUGACCUCUUCAGAAAUAAUAUAGUAAGUGUGAAGCGUUAAUCAAUAAAGGGAUGCGUUUUUUUACAUCGUGGCCGAUAAGUUUUGCGGCCUGUUUGAUAAUAUCAACCCGUAAAAUAUGUUAAUUUUUUCUGUCUCGGCUUAGCGAAUCGUUAAUUGAUGAUAAAGGAUAAACUAGGCAGGGUUUUCCUGUGAAAUGCCACGACCCAAACGUCGUUCAAACUGUCUCUCCGCAGAAAUGGGACCGGACGAAGACGAAAGGCAUUUCAGCAAGCGGCUUCGGAACAUGGGACCAAGUGGGCGAAGGUUUUCCAAAUCUGAAGAUAAUUCAUCUUUCAGUCAGAAAAGAUGCUUAGCAUGGUUCAGAGAAUACACUUCUCCAGAUGACCCUGAACUAUUAGGGCCAGAAGGUAUGGAAAAGUUUUGUGAAGAUAUUGGUGUUGAACCAGAAAAUGUUGUAAUGUUGGUCCUAGCAUGGAAAAUGAAUGCACGUCAAAUGGGAUUUUUUACUAUGCAGGAAUGGCUCAAAGGCUUAUCUGAUAUUCAGUGUGAUACUAUUUUGAAAAUACAAACAAAACUGGAUUACCUCAGAUCAUUGUUAAAUGAUCAAACUACGUUUAAAAGUAUAUACAGAUACGCUUAUGAUUUUGCUAGAGAUAAAGAUCAGAGGAGCAUGGAUAUGGAAACCGCGAAAGCGAUGCUUCAGUUACUUCUUGGAAAACACUGGAGCUUAUUUAGUUCAUUUAGUUCGUUUCUAGAUCAUUCUAAGUACAAAGUAAUAAACAAAGACCAGUGGUGUAAUAUUCUAGAAUUUUCUCGUACAAUCAAUAUAGACUUGAGUAAUUACGAUGUGGAUGGGGCUUGGCCGGUGAUGUUGGACGAAUUCGUAGAUUGGUUAAAGAUGUCGAAAGGAGGAGAACAAAGAAGCUGAGGUCAAAAGUGUGUGGCAAUUCUGUCACUUGGAAAAUUGCUUAAGUCUUUUAAAUUCAUUUUGUAAAAUUCCCUUUUGAUUUUGGUUGAGGAUGGAAAAGUGUACUGUUAACAUCAUAUUUUAAAUACCUCUUCAACUUUUGAUUUGUAAUUAUAACGGUUUUGUUAAUUUAACUGACUAUAUUUCAGGCAAAUAUUUAAUGCAAAAUAAAUUAAUAGAUCUUUUGUACAAUCAAAUAGGGGGAAAAAAGGAUAAAAAAAUACUUUCGCUAGUUUUGUACGUUAUUUAUUAUAUUUUUAAUACAUGUCAUGUCGUUAACUUUCAUUUGUAUGGUAUAAACAUAAAUUAUUAGUUUAUAUCAAAUAAAUUCAUUAGAAAUGUAUAAAACACAGUGACCUUUAUUAAAAACAAAAAAAAUUAUAUAAUGUCCUGCUCAUUUAUCUAAAGGUCCAAUUACUUCCUACUGAUCAUUGAUUCAAUAAAGGCAUCUUGGUAUUCCAA
Messenger RNA from Cimex lectularius (bed bug), 1894 nucleotides. RefSeq names its product DCN1-like protein 4 (gene SCCRO4). The record is from RefSeq and is a predicted model, not a curated record. Gene Ontology annotation, biological process: positive regulation of ubiquitin-protein transferase activity; protein neddylation. Lineage: Eukaryota; Metazoa; Arthropoda; Insecta; Hemiptera; Cimicidae. The transcript has 7 exons. Gene Ontology annotation, cellular component: ubiquitin ligase complex. Gene Ontology annotation, molecular function: ubiquitin-like protein binding; ubiquitin conjugating enzyme binding; cullin family protein binding. The coding region runs from base 659 to 1393 and encodes 244 amino acids.